Messenger RNA from Trifolium pratense (red clover), 360 nucleotides. Its product is annotated as S-protein homolog 2-like. Bases 1 to 360 code for a protein of 119 amino acids. The record is from RefSeq and is a predicted model, not a curated record. The transcript is spliced from 2 exons. NCBI's taxonomy places the organism in Eukaryota, Viridiplantae, Streptophyta, Magnoliopsida, Fabales, Fabaceae.
AUGGGGGUUGGAGCCCCUGCUUGGAAUACUCUUGGAACUCAUGUGAAUAUUGUUAAUUCUUUGGAAGGCAAUUUAGACUUAACUCUUCACUGUAAAUCUAAGGAUGAUGAUCUCGGAGCUCAUCUUCUUCAUCAUGGUGGUAACUUUGGUUUUAGUUUUAAUCCUAAAUUUCCAAUUGGCACUACUCUAUUCUUCUGUUCCUUUCAAUGGAAUGGUGAAAAAUUACAUUAUUUUGAUAUAUUCAUCAGCGGUGAUUACGGUAGAGCUGAUUGUGAUUACUGCAAUUGGAGUAUAUUUAAAUCAGGACCAUGCAGAAAUAGAGAUCCGAUGCAACGUGUUUGCUUUCCAUGGAAUAAGUAA